AUAUUCGUAUGUAUUCAUCUUUGAUUUCAAGUAAACUCUUUUGCUUGCUCGUCAGUGGCAAUUUAUCCUUUGGACAGCACCUAUAUGUCUACAUUUGUCUUGUGGUUUUCUUGGAUUCAGAUGUUUGCAUUACUCCCUUACAUGCUCAGGUAGGCGGACUUUAUAUUCCUGUUACUGCAAUGAAACCGUAUAACUUUGUAUUGCUUGCAUUAAGGUUUAAGGGGCUUGUUUGGGUUUCAUUUUGUCAGUGCGAGAUGGUGAAGCUUUAGAUCAGCAGAGUGAAAGACGGUGCAUUUCGGCGUUGAGGCUCUACCCACCAAGGGACGCUGUUGUCCAAUUUAACAAAUUCAGUGUUGUGAGUAAAACACUACCUCCCCCAUCGCCUGGGUUUAAAGGACAGGCUUGUUCUUGUAGAGGAAACACGGGUGAUAUACACUGCGGACUUACCGAUCGACAUAUAAACAGUGGUUUUCUACCUUUUUUCCCGAAUUGUUCCACGUCUUGUGUGUUGGACAUUCGAGGAGCACGAUCUCGCUAUACGCAGUGCGUCAUGGCUACUGUCGGAUUACUGCAGCAUUUUAAACGACGUCUUUUCUCUGGCUUGGUUUGGCCCACACGGUUAGUCGCCUAUUUUCUAUUUCUCACUUGUGUGGUGGAUUGCCAGAUUCGUUAUUCUCUUCCAGAGGAGAUGAAGAAGGGCUCCCUUAUCGGUAAUGUAGCACAGGAUCUGGGUUUGGAUGUGAAAAGGCUUCGCUCCGGCCGGGCCCGGAUUGUCACCGGAGAAAACACCCAGUACAUUGAACUGAGGGCAGACAAAGGGGUUUUAGCCGUGAACGAGAAAAUUGACCGGGAGCAGCUCUGUGGAGACGUGACACCGUGCAGCUUCAGCUUCGAAAUUAUUUUGGAAAAUCCAAUCGAGCUGCAUCGUGUAAUUGUGGAAAUACUGGAUGUAAAUGACCACUCGCCUGUGUUUCGAAAUAACCACGUUCGAAUGGAGAUAAGCGAAUCUGCUGUAAUUGGCUCUCGCUUUGUAUUGGAAAGUGCCGAUGACCCGGACGUAGGACUCAAUGGACUGCAAGAAUACGUUUUAAGCACGAGUGACAAUUUUGUCCUGAAACAACACGCCAACCCAGACGGCAGUAAAUUUGCAGAACUUAUCCUGCAGAAACCGCUCGACAGAGAGCAGCAACCCCGGCUCUCCUUUAAACUGAUAGCAGUGGACGGCGGAACACCGCAGAGAUCUGGUACAGUAAAUAUUGAUAUCACAGUGUUAGAUGUCAAUGAUAAUCCUCCUGUAUUUAAUCAGUCUAUAUACAGGGCUACUGUAUUAGAAAGCGCUACACCAGGGACUCACAUUAUAGGCGUAAACGCUACAGACGCUGACAGUGGAUCAAACGGUGUAGUGACUUAUGCAUUUUCUAAUUUAAAAGGAAACGUUGCUAACAUGUUCACCAUCGACAAGAACACAGGCACAAUAACGGUUUCUGGACAAAUAGAUUAUGAAAAAGACAAAAAACAUGAAAUAAGAAUUGAAGCUAAAGACCAAGGAGGAUUAACGGAUCUCAGUAAGGUAAUAAUUGAUAUUGUAGAUGUCAACGAUAACGCGCCGAUAAUAAGCGUCAUGUCCUUUUCUAGUCCUCUUUCUGAGGAUGCUCCAGUAGGCUCGACUGUAGCUGUCUUCAAUGCUAAAGACGCAGAUUCUGAAAGUAACGGGCAAAUCAUGUGCACCAUGGAUAGACACUUACCGUUCAAAAUAAAGUCAUCCAUGACUGAUUACUACUCGUUGGUGUCAGAUGAAGCUUUCGAUCGUGAAAAAACACCAGAAUACAACAUUACUAUAACUGCGACAGAUUCAGGUUCCCCUCCCAUGUCAAGUGACAUGAAGUUGCAUCUUACGAUUUCUGACAUUAAUGACAAUCCUCCGCUGUUUGAUAAAAUUAAAUAUGAUGCUCAACUCACGGAAAAUAAUCCCCAUGGAAUGUCAAUAAUCACUGUCACCGCGACCGACUCCGAUUCGAAUCAAAACGCAAGAAUCUCGUAUCUUCUAGAAGACACACAGGUCAAUGGAAGUCCAGUUUCCACAUAUGUGGCGUUAAAUUCUGAAACUGGAGUUCUUAGUACGGUUCGCUCCUUUGACUAUGAGCAGAUUAAACAUCUUGAGUUAGUCGUCAAAGCUCAGGACGGAGGCUCUCCUCCUCUCAGUAGUAACGUGACAGUGAAAGUACUGAUCCAGGACCAGAACGACAACCCCCCUCAGGUCCUGUACCCAGUCCAGACUGGUGGCUCUCUGGUGGCUGAGAUGGUGCCUCGUUCAGCAGAUGUGGGCUAUCUGGUCACUAAAGUGGUGGCUGUUGAUGUGGACUCUGGACAGAAUGCCUGGCUCUCCUACAAACUGCAGAGAGCCACCGACAGGGCGCUGUUUGAAGUGGGCUCACAGAAUGGAGAAAUCAGAACGAUCCGUCAAGUGACUGAUAAAGAUGCAGUGAAACAGAGACUGACUGUGAUAGUGGAGGACAACGGGCAGCCCUCUCGUUCAGCUACAGUCGUUGUUAACGUGGCGGUGGCAGACAGCUUCCCUGAAGUGCUGUCGGAGUUCACUGACUUUACGCACGACAAGGAGUACAACGACAACCUGACUUUUUACUUAGUGUUGGCUCUGGCUGUAGUCUCCUUCCUCUUCAUCACGUGUCUAGUGGUUAUUAUCUCAGUGAAGAUCUACAGGUGGAGACAGUCUCGCGUCCUGUAUCACUCCAAUCUCCCUGUGAUUCCAUAUUAUCCACCACGUUACUCGGACACUUUGGGGACAGGGACUCUCCAACACGUGUACAACUACGAGGUGUGCAGGACGACUGACUCCAGAAAGAGUGACUGUAAGUUCGGCAGAGCUGGUAGUCAGAACGUGCUGAUCAUGGAGCCCAGUUCUACAGGGACGAUGCAGAGGAUGCAGAGUGAAACGAGCAUCCUGGAUGAACCUGACUCUCCUCUAGAGGUGAGUUAAAUGAUGCAGACUUGU
Molecule: messenger RNA, 3013 nt
Organism: Scophthalmus maximus (turbot)
Lineage: Eukaryota; Metazoa; Chordata; Actinopteri; Pleuronectiformes; Scophthalmidae
Product: protocadherin gamma-A11-like
Exons: 1
Coding region: 551-2998 (815 amino acids)
Biological process (GO): homophilic cell-cell adhesion
Cellular component (GO): plasma membrane
Molecular function (GO): calcium ion binding
Source: RefSeq, a predicted model, not a curated record